Molecule: messenger RNA, 884 nt
Organism: Chrysoperla carnea
Lineage: Eukaryota; Metazoa; Arthropoda; Insecta; Neuroptera; Chrysopidae
Product: methylosome subunit pICln-like
Exons: 3
Coding region: 152-754 (200 amino acids)
Biological process (GO): chloride transport; mRNA cis splicing, via spliceosome; cell volume homeostasis
Cellular component (GO): cytosol; methylosome; spliceosomal complex
Source: RefSeq, a predicted model, not a curated record
AGUAAAGCUUUUUCAAAUUGUCAGAAUUUUUAAAAUAAGUUACGAAUGCUUUAGGUUAUCAAAAACGUUGUGUAAAUUGAAAUUUAAAAAAAAAUUGCGAUUCAUUAAGUAAAAAGAUUACGUUCAAAAUUAUUAGAAUUAAUCUUCCAGCAUGGUUCUAAUAAGCACAUUUACCGCACCUAUAGAAGGCUUGAAGCAUCAACAACCUUGUGUUCGGGUAGUUUUCAACGAUAAAGACAUUGGCAAAGGAUUUUUAUACAUAAAUGAACAUGUUUUAGCGUGGCAAAACGAUACCGAUUCACAAAUUGGAUUCAGCAUUGAAUAUCCUCACAUAUCGUUACAUGCUUUAUCACGAGAUCCAGCAUCAUUUCCUCAUCCAUGUAUAUAUAUAAUGUUAGAUGGUCAUGCAGAAUUACCAGGACUAGAAAAUGAAUCCAACGGAGCAGCCGAGCAACGUGAUGAAUCAGAUUCUGAUGAGGAAAAUACUAUUGAAAUAACAGAAAUUCGAUUAAUACCCGAUGAAGUUGAAUCGUUAGAAACAAUUUUCAAUGCAAUUCGUGUUUGCCAAGAAUUAAAUCCUGACCCACAAGACAGUGUUUCAGAAGAAGAAGAGUAUUUUGAUGGAGAAUAUUAUGGUGCAGAAGGUGAUAUGUAUGAUGAUAACAUGGAACCAGAUACUGAUCAAAUGAAUGCAUUAAAUUUGAAUGGAUCUGAUGGACGUGGAGAUGCGCCAGCUUUUGAAGAUGCUGAUUAAAAUGUUAAAAAUUUAAUUUACUUUAAGAUAAAAGUGUGUACUAUUUUAUAAUUUUUUAAAUUUAUUGUUGUAAAAAAUCCUUAAUGUAAUUUAAGAUAUGAAUUCCUAAAUAAUAUUUAUUUGUAUCAAA